GGUCCCUCAUUCACGAAGAGUCCCCUAGAAACGCUUACCUGCUCUCGCACGUUCCCACUUUGUCCUUUUUCAACUUUACUUCAUCAUACAACAUGAAAUCGGAUUAUCCAAUCACUACACAGUGGCUCCAGUGUACUGAUUGGCUACAAGAUAACACAUACGUGCUGCCAUUGGUGGAUAAAAAUAGACUGCGACAGUUUGGUUUGGCGCCAAUUUUGUACCUGCAAAGUGACUGCGAUGUGCCAUCAGACAGGGAUAAUUUCGUUAAACUUUUACAAGCAUACAUUCCGGUAGAUUCCUACGGCUCGUGUCUGCACAACAAAGAUAUGCCGAAAAGGCUCCGUUUUGAGGACAGUAUGGCUCCACUAGAUGACAAGGAGUUCUUCCGGUUCGCCGCGCGUUACAAGUUUACGUUGGCGCUGGAAAACUACGUUUGCGACGAUUACGUCACGGAAAAAUUGUGGCGGCCAUUACGUCUCGGGUCGAUUCCGAUUGUUUUCGGAGCCCCCAACGUCUUGGACUACUUGCCGUCAAAUACAUCUGCGAUAAUGGUCGAAGACUUCCGAAGUGUAGCGGAACUUGCCGAAUUCAUCAAACUCUUGGACACGAACGAUAAUCUCUACAAAGAAUAUCUUGCAUUCAAAGAACAACCAAUCGAAAACCUCCAUUUAAAAGAAAUUUUAAAAAAUCGCGAUUGGUCACCAGAAUUUUGUGACCGAAAGUCUCAUUCCGCGUCACAUGUUUUAAAACAGUCGACCCAAGGAUUACUCACCUCAAAAUAUGAUUCCAUUUUUACCGGAUUCGAGUGUUUCCUCUGCAAUCAGGUGCAUAAUAUAGCCGCGGAUGAAUACAAAGGCGUCAAAGGGCGUGAAUAUAUUUCAAACCAGGAGCAGUAUUAUUGCCCAUCACCACGAAAAUUCGACCAAAAUGGUCGCUACAGUGUUCAUAACGAAUCAUGGUCCAAAGAGUGGACUUUCGGGAAGUUUGAGGCGCUUGCAAUGAAACAGGUUUUUGAGCAACAGAGAAGAACACAGGAAAAAGAGUUCAUCAGAAUCGCAAAUCAGUUGAUGGAAGCGGAAGAAACAGGCAAAGCUGAUUAUAAAUGAAGUUUUUUUUCUGCAGCGGUGCAUUGAUCUGAGCUAUUUAAAUGGCCACAUAGGCAUGUUAAUAAAACAAAGUUAUGAUAGACGAGUUGUAAGGGUGGAUUUUUCAUUAAGAAUGAUGGAAAGAGGCGUUUUAACGCCGUUUUAAGAUUCGCAAUUUAAACUAAAAAGGAGAAAAUUUGACUGCUGUUGUUUAAUUUGUCAACUGUACAGAACUGUGGUUAUCGGUUGAUGUUUUCCCAUGAUAUCUUGGCUUGUUUCAACGUAUUUCACAAGCAUCUAUUUACGUAUUCAUACACUGUUGUUACAUUAAUGCAGAAAAACAACUAUCCUCUCAACCGUAGCUAAGUCAACAGAGAUAACAUAGUAUAACAUAGUAUAAUGUGGAUAAUUGUAAGA
Molecule: messenger RNA, 1502 nt
Organism: Dreissena polymorpha
Lineage: Eukaryota; Metazoa; Mollusca; Bivalvia; Myida; Dreissenidae
Product: alpha-(1,3)-fucosyltransferase 10-like
Exons: 3
Coding region: 93-1106 (337 amino acids)
Cellular component (GO): membrane
Molecular function (GO): alpha-(1->3)-fucosyltransferase activity
Source: RefSeq, a predicted model, not a curated record